Molecule: messenger RNA, 2088 nt
Organism: Fusarium vanettenii 77-13-4
Lineage: Eukaryota; Fungi; Ascomycota; Sordariomycetes; Hypocreales; Nectriaceae
Exons: 6
Coding region: 1-2088 (695 amino acids)
Biological process (GO): positive regulation of transcription by RNA polymerase II
Cellular component (GO): nucleus
Molecular function (GO): transcription cis-regulatory region binding; DNA-binding transcription factor activity
Source: RefSeq, a predicted model, not a curated record
AUGCCUCCUCGAUCACAGCCACGUGCUAUGACCUUUACUGGGGGGAUAGUCUGUGAAGGCUAUGGGAUCAGGCUACAAUGGGUUUCAGACUCGCUAGGACAGGCGGAGUCGGGAACUGGCCUUCAAGGACGCCGUAACCUUCGACUUGAUCAGACUUGCAAUCUGUAUGAAUCAGCAACUAUCGAUAGCUUUCUCUCGGCCAUUGACCACGAUUCUGAGUCAGGGCUUGCAUCUCAACAAGGUCCCUUCUCCGCGUUCCCAGCCAAACCAGCAGCCACGCCUCGAAUGGAUGCAUCUACUGCGCAGCCAGGAUCUUUCCUCACGCCCAUAGGCCCAAUGGAAUCUGAUUUCCAAGAUGAAAGCGAUGGACACCAGUUGAUGGCCCAAAGAAUCCCAUCACUUGAGCCACAAUUACUUGGCACUGAAUCGACAGCAGACACGACACAGUGGUGGCCGUUCGACUCUGGUCUCCCCGACUUCUCGGCAUCAGAGCUCGAAAGCUCGUCAAGUGAAUUAAGCCCACUCUGUUACUUGCCACCAGCCGAUGAGGGAUCAAGCGAUCAGCAAGCGUCCGUUGACCUUGACGAUUUGACACCAGCAUCAGGUGCCAUGGUGAACCUGCCUAAAAUCGAUACACGGCUACCAAAAAACAUCUCGAUAACACUAUUUGGGGACACAGAGGUCGAUUCGCUAAUGAACCAUUACAAUUUACAUGUGGCAGAUCUUCUCCAACCGAUAGAUCAUUCCGGGAACCCCUUCCGAACCCUGUAUCUGUCCACGGCGCUUGAAGGGGUCUCAUAUCGUGCAUGGGAUACGGAAACACCGACAGCAAAAGUCUACUCUGCUCUUUCUCAUUCUCUGGUAGCCGCCUCUGCUUUUCACCGAUGGAAUUGCGACCAACUGCAACCCAAUUAUCGAGAGAUGGGUGUCAAGCAUCGCUACUACGCCAUUCAGGCACUGCAGGGUGCCAUUCAACAGGCAGCUCCUGCUGCAAACUAUAAGAUUUUAAUGGUCGCAGUGCUAUCUCUCAUCACUAUAGGAGUACUGUCGGGAGAGGGUGACGACUUUCGCUUUCAUCUCAAUGCUGCAGCUCAGCUACGCAGUCUACGCAGUCGAUGGAAGAUCAUGAGCCGCCAAUCUAGACAACUAAACGAGAUUGGGGCCUUUCUAGCAUUGUUGGCUCGCACGCUCACUUUCCAACCCUCCACAUCAGCUUGGCCCGGCUGCGAUGCCCAGCCCAGCACAGAGGACAGCACGAUUAUAGAGCGGAGUGGCUGCUAUGAGUACUUGUACGGUGUCACGCCUGAUAUAGCAACGUUGAUCUACCAAACGUGCCAACUGGCCGAACACCUACCACGGUUCCGAGAAGAGGGAGAACCCAUGCCGGAUGACUUCCUGGAGAUGUGUGAACAAGUUGGAAACAAGCUCCAGGCCUGGCGGUUCAACUCUGAGAAGAUAUCGUCAAUCCCGCGGAGCGAUGAACUGAGGUUUGCGAUUCUGACGCACCAAGCCAAAGCCUGGCACAGUGCAGCACUCAUCUACUAUUAUACUCGUAUCCAGGAUUGCUCACCUGAGGAUGUCGUCCAAGAGGUCGAGUGCGUUGCGGAGCAUAUGCAAGCAACUGAAGAUGUAAAGCUGGCAUUUGAAACUGCAUAUGACGAGCCAAAGAUGGCGCCCCUCACCUGGCCGGCGUUAAUUGCUUCUUGCAACGCUUUGAGGUCCAGGCGUGAGGUUUGGCGAAGAUGGUGGGCACGCAUGCAACUGUACAGGAUCGCCAAUAUAGAUAAGCAGUGGAACAUAGUGCAGCAGAUCUGGGACAUAGUGGACGGUCGUCGCCUCAAGUACCGAGGCCUCGCUACUCCCGUAGACAACCAAGUAGGUUGCAGUGAAGCAGCAGGAAAACGCCUUUCAGAACGAUGGCAUCACGAAGCCCAAUGCGGCAUUAAAACGGUAGCCCUGUGCUGGAAAAUCUCUUCUGAAAUAGACUCGCCAGGCAAGAGACUCCGAGGCUUUCUCCACACCAACGAUGCUGACUGGAGGUGUCGCUGCGCCAAGUGGGCUGUAAUGCACGCACAAGCUGGCCCAUGA